Molecule: messenger RNA, 4187 nt
Organism: Cuscuta campestris
Lineage: Eukaryota; Viridiplantae; Streptophyta; Magnoliopsida; Solanales; Convolvulaceae
Source: the annotation of a GenBank genome assembly
CACCGAUGAAUUUCUUGACUGACCCGUUACCUUGGAGGGAAGAUCAACACACUCAGCUCACCAGCUGCCAUUUUGGUUUUUGAAUUUUGAAUGGAUGGGUGGGAACUUGGGGGGCUAGUAUUUUUACGGCGGGUCAUGUUGUGUUAAAAGUUGAUUCAUUCCAGACACUGGCAUUCAUUCUUUGCUUCUCCUCCCCGUUCUUUUUUACAUCACGAGAUCCCCCAUUUCUUUCUCUUCUUUAAUCUUUGCAUGUCUCCUCUUCCUCCUUCAGCAGAGCUUCUCUUCUUCCAUUGCAGCAGAGGGCAUAGUUAGGAUACUUUUAUACAUACACUGAGCUUUGUGUGUGUAGAUUUAACUGGGGAGGAUUUAUUGGGGUUUUGGGUUUGCGGGGAUGUCUCAUUCCAGAAGGGCUUCCAUGUCGGAUGCUGGGAUUGACGGGCUGGGUGAUCGGUUGAGGAAAUCGCUCCGUUUCAGGGAUGGGAACAAUGGGUCGGAGAUCGAUAAGCCGGAUUUCAAGGAACUCGAUCUGGGUUCUCCUGUCUCACCCUUGCAGGCUCGGGCCAGUACUAGCUCCAGUUCCUCUGGAUCUGGGUCGGGUCGGAAUCCAGCACCGAAGCGGUCGGACGGGAGCCACUCCGGCGAGUUGUCCGGUUCUGGGGAGAGUUCGCGCGGGUUCAAUCCGGGCCACUCGCGGUCCAAUUCGGGUUCUGGGGGGAGCUGCGUGGUCAACUCUCCGCCGUUGAAUGCGCUUCCUACCGGGAACAUCUGCCGGCCCGGGAAGGCUUUGAAGACUGGGAUGGCGUGCAAAACGUCCAAGACUGACGUUUUGGGGUUAGGGACUGGGAAUUACGGCCACGGGAGCAUAAUACGCGGCGGAGGAAGUCAGAAAUCCGGCGGAGGUUCAGGCGGCAGGGAUGGAAGUUGUGGCAUUGCCUCCAAUUCAAGAGGGCCAACUUUGAGUAGCGAUCCAGAGGAGUUUAGGAGGAUGGGGAAUGAGAAUUACAAGAAGGGCAAUUUUGCAGAGGCUUUGAAUCUCUACGACAAGGCUAUUUCCAUAUCUCCGGGCAACCCGUCCUACCGGUGUAACCGGUCAGCAGUUUUGAUCAGUCUGAAGAGAUAUGCAGAGGCUGUGAGAGAAUGUGAGGAAGCUAUUCGGUUGGAUCCGAGAUAUGUUAGAGCCCACAACCGAUUAGGCUCUUUGUUUCUUAGUUUAGGGCAGGUAGAGAACGCCAGGAAGCACAUUUGUCAUCAAGUGGCAGAUUGCACGGAGCUGAGAAAGUUGGAGGCAGUUGAGAAACAUGUAGAGAAAUGUAACGAUGCACGGGCAGCUGCUGACUGGAGGAGUCUGUUAAGGGAAGCUGAUGCUGCUAUUGCUUCUGGAGCCGAUUCAUCUCCUCAGCUCUUUGCGUGUAGAGCGGAAGCGUUUGUGAAGCUCCAUCAGUUGGACAAUGCUGAUUUGAGUAUAUCAAAAGUUCCUAAAAUGGAGCCAAAUGGUUCUUUUCCCCGGUCAAAGAUUUUUGGGAUGCUUUCGGAAGCAUAUGUUUUCUUCGUUCGGUCCCAAAUUGAGCUAGCUCAUGGAAGGUUUGAAAGCGCGGUUGCUGCAAUGGAGAAAGCCAGACAGAUUGACUGUCAAAAUGUUGAAGUUUCUGUUGCGCUCAACAAUGUCAAAUCAGUUAGCCAAGCCCGUAACCGUGGCAACGAUUUGUUCAAGUCAGAAAGGCUCACUGAAGCAUGUGCUGCCUAUGGGGACGGUCUCCGGUUUGAUCCUUCAAAUUCAGUUCUAUAUUGCAACAGAGCUGCAUGCUGGUAUAAGCUGGGCCAGUGGGAAAAAUCAGUCGACGAUUGCACGCAAGCCCUCUGCAUCCAACCUAAUUAUACAAAGGCACUUCUCCGUAGGGCAGCCUCAAACAUGAAGCUCGAACGAUGGGCUGAAGCUGUAAGAGACUAUGAAGCUUUGAGGAGCGAAUUUCCACAUGACAACGAAGUUGCUGAAUCUUUAAUUCAUGCCCAAGUUGCUCUGGAGAAAGCCAAUGGAGAAGAGGUCUAUAAUAGGAAAUUCGGUGGGGGUGUUGAAGCAGUUGCCGGUCCUGAAAAAUUUCAGGCAGCGAUUUCCUCUCAUGGGGUAGUGGUGGUGCAUUUCAAAAUGGCAAACAAUGCACAAUGCAUGCAGAUAUCCCCAUUCUUGGACACUUUAUGCACCAGAUAUCCAUUAAUAAGUUUUUUCAAGGUGGAUGUGGAACAGAGCCCGGGAAUCGCUACGUCCGAGAAUGUCAUGGUCUGCCCGACGUUCAAGAUAUACAGAAAGGGCAGCCGUUUGAAGGAGUUGGUCUGCCCGAGCCCGGAGGUGUUGGAGUCCUCGGUCAGACACUAUUACACUAUCAACAUUUAGGCCUCCAUCUCCUCCUCCCCUUCACACACAUUGUUUCAAGAAUCGCCGCAGGCACCCCAGCCACACGUACCAGACCGGGUUAGACCAGACCGGACCGGCCUUCCACGAUAGUCUCUCAUUUGUACCUCCAUUUCCCUUUUUCUUUUUUUUUUUCCUUUUGUAACUUUAUUGAAUGUCUCAAUCCUCAUUGCCUUCUAGUUUUAAAAUUUUCUCUCAUCUCAUAAUCUCUUUCUUUUCUUUCCCAUCCUUUGGUUUGUUAAAAUUCUUUUUUUUUCCCCAUUUAGUGAAGCUAGAAGACAAAGAGAGAGACUUAGGAGCAUUAGAUGAGGAUAAAAAACAUGCAUAUACAUAUAUGUGUGAUUAUUAUUAUUAUUAUAUGAUAUAUAAAACCUAUAAAUGGAAUUGAGGGAGAUUUAUUGGAUAAAUACAAGCCAAGCUACUGAACAUAAACAAAAUGCCAAACAAAGACAAAUUUUCUUUCCUCCAACAUGAACCGAUUCUAUAUUUAAAGGUGGGAGUAAAUUUUGGGAAAUGAAAAUGAAGAAAAUUAUGGAAUGGAUGUGGUAAAUAAGACAUUGCAAUUUCAUUUACCAUAAAAAGAAUCUUUUCAUAUGUCUUUCCUUUUGGCUAAAAGAAAAUCCAGAAAAUAAUCUCUGAAAGAAAGAUGAGGGUAAAGCAUCAUGUAGAAACAAUACUUAAACAACAAUUUGUUCCACAAAGCGUCGUCCUUGGCACCAGCUGAAUACAAUACACUUCACAUUCUUCUAUAUGCAAAGCAUUUCAUUUCAUUCCGACAACCUUCAAGCACCAUUAGCAUACAAACGUGUCCAUUCCUUUGCUACAAAAAGGUUUUUUUGUUUGCUACUACUACUAUCCCCACCAGCAAAGUCUUAAUCAGCUCUACAUGUUUAUCUCCUACACUUACUCGUGGACAAAGUUGUCGAAGCCGGAGCAAACAGAAGGUUACGAAGCGCUACAAAAGUCUUUCUCCUAGCAGACCUAAACCGCGUGAGUUUUCUCGAACUUAUGAUGUGUACCUUAAGUUUCGGCAUUGACAAGGCAGCUUGAAUCAGUCGUGCCGUGCAGUUUUUAAUGGGAUGGGGGAGGAGAUAACACUUUAUAAUGCUAAAGAAAAAGGGGAAAUUCUAAGGAUCCAUUUGAUGGUUAAAAACUGAGUUGUGAUACUAGCAGUGAACAAUAUUUUCCAUGAAAUCGAGGAAAAUGUAUUCUGGAAAAUUAGUUGUUUUUCUGUAUAAUAUUUGACCCAGAAAUAUAGGAAAAUUUAAAUUCUUAAAAACUACUUAAGGAUAACGGCUUCUAGAAAAUCUGGAAAAUGUUUCGAAAUAAAACAUACUCCUCCCUCCGCCCGGAUUUAAUUGCCUAGUUUCUUAUUUCCGUUUGUCCAAAAUUAGUUGUGCACUUUCCAUAUAUAUUAAAGAAAUUAUUAUAAAUAGUCUAAAAUAUCCUAGACAUAUGGUAUAAGCAUUGUUGACAACUUGACAUGAAUAACAAACUCAUUUGAAGAUUUUAUUUGACAUUUUUAAACCCAUUUCUUAAAAAUGCUUUUUUAAAGAAAGUGAACUAAAUCAAGACGGAGAGAAUAUUUUCAUGGAAAGAGAGAGAGCCUAAGUGAAACACCAGUAUCAAAUCCAUAGUUAUCUCUUUCAUUUACUCUAAAUGACUGCCACAGUCCUCUCUUUUUUCUGCUAGAGCUCACAGACAAAUUAGCUUCCUAUAAUGCAGAGCAAUGUUCCAAAAAGCACCAAGUAGACAAAAAGCUAGGACCAAGUGUGUAAGA